This is a messenger RNA of Aplysia californica (California sea hare), 1930 nucleotides long. Its product is annotated as protein phosphatase inhibitor 2. Gene Ontology annotation, biological process: regulation of signal transduction. The record is from RefSeq and is a predicted model, not a curated record. The transcript is spliced from 4 exons. Gene Ontology annotation, molecular function: protein phosphatase inhibitor activity. Lineage: Eukaryota; Metazoa; Mollusca; Gastropoda; Aplysiida; Aplysiidae. Bases 87 to 716 code for a protein of 209 amino acids.
UCGGAUCUCACUGCCCCUUAACUCUGCGUUUUGUUCCUUGGUAGACCAAUCAUUUGUCUUGUUACAAAAUACCAUUUGUUGUCAAAAUGGCUUCCACAUCUCAGAAGACCAAAAAGGGCAUUUUGAAACAUUCUGGAAGUAUAGAUCACAGUAAAAAGGAGCUAGAAUGGGACGAGAUGAACAUCAUGGCCACCUACCACCCCGCGGAUAAGGAUUACGGGUUCAUGAAGGUGGACGAGCCGCCCACGCCGUACAACCGGGCGGCUAUCUCCGACUCGGAGGAUGAUCACGCCACCAUGGAGAGGAAGGGCAGCACGAGCUCCGUGGAUGCUCUGGACCCCGCCAAGCUCGCCGAGAGGCUUGAGGAGACAGGGGAGAGCAGUGCGGACAGACAUUUCUACGACGAUGAUGACGACUCGGAGGAGGAACGGGAAAAUGAGACAGAGGAGGAGAAAAAGAGGAGAAAAGCUUUCGUCCUGAAAAGAAAAAUGCACUACAACGAGUUCCAGGCGGUGCAGCUGGCCAAGAAGCUGAUGGCCGAGGAGGAGGACGAUGAUGAGGAUGACGACGACGCCCCCAAGAACGUCGACGCCGAACCCCGGUCGUCCAGCGUGGACCCAGGUACUCAGGAAGCCGCCAGCGCAACGACGUGUGUUCCCUCGGCCGCCGAGGCCAGCAGUAACCAGAUUGAAGACGGGGACAGUGUCGACCCGUAGAGCUGGCCGAUUGAGACGCCAGGAGAGGGAGCCCCUGCCCCCCCCUCCCCCACAUCCACUCCCCUAUCCCCCUCCCCCUGCCCCACACUCACCCACCCCCUCCUACCAUCUAGUCGGUCGCUUGUUUGUAUAUAUACACCUAUUGACUAACAAACUGCGUGUGCGUUUUCAUCCCUGAGUACCACCCCAACUACUACUACAUACCUCCUAAGACAAAUUAUCUGGCCUUUGAACAGGGAGGGAGGGGGGAGCGGGGAUCAUGAGAGGUUCAUUAUCUGCCACCAGCGUAGCCGUCUCUGUCUCUGUUCUGACCGAGGUGAAGGAGGUUUGAUAGGUGCUGGACGAAAUGGUCACGCCGAACUGGAUAUGAAGCUCUCGGCCUUGCUCCUCCCUCUCUCCCUCUCUCUCUCUCUCAAAGUCCAAGUUACCCCAUUGUGACCAGAAGCAUUUGUGCUUUAAGGGCAUGACUAAUCUGUUCUUUUUUUGGGGUUUUUUUUUCAAAACCUGUGUGCUUAGCUUGUUUUCAGAGAGUUUUUGAUGAAUUAACUUGCAUUCCAAAAACUUUGAUCAAAUGAACGUCUUAUUGGUCUUUCUAGUUUCUGUAAACGUGGCCAGUCUGAUACGAAGCUAGCGAUAUUAGGUUCUUUUUUCUCCGUAGCCUCUUCUUUCUACAACGGGAUGAGUCCACAAGAUCUCAGGGUAGUUUGUUGUUUUUUUCUAAAAGCCGAUUUUUUGGAUAUUGCGAAGAACAAAUCUUGGGUAAAACGUUUUUCUGUUGUGUAACAAAUAAUUAUUUUUACGCUGUUAUCCCGGGGAGUAAAGGCGCUCGGAUAUUUGCGCUGGGUGAGUAGGGACUGUCAGGCUCCCCCAUCAGCGUACGGCAAAUGAACACGGAUGUGAACCUGACAUCACCGUACGACAAAUGAACACAUGACGUGAACAUGACAGUUUGUUUAGUCUUGGAGGAACGUCGUGUAACAUUUGUGUGGUUUCACCGUAAUGCCACACACUAACAGUUAACAGGCCAGAAGAUCUCUUUUUUUUUUUCUUUUUUUUUUUUUUUAAGUUUUGAUCAUGAGAGUUGCUCGCAUGGGGGGGCCUACAUUGUCCAGUAUCUUCACAGGGGCGCUGACAACUGGAAAAUUUCUGGCGUCUGUUGUGUAGUGGUUAGGCGCUUCGCUAUCAUAUACAGGAGAUCCGAGAUUCCUCAGUGG